AUUGGCCUUCGUCAGCUACCGUAGAAGAGAGGUAAAAAAAAUUGUGAAGCGUUUCCUAGUAAAGGUCAUCAAGGCUCCUAAACCAAGCCAUGGGUGGCGAUCAUGGACAUGGGAAGCUGUCUAUGCCGGACCAUAAGCAGUGGAAAGUGGAGGGGACCCCGAUGGAAUUCACUCGGGAGAGACUGGCACGCAGGGGGCUGAGGGACCCAUGGGCCAGGAAUGAGGCGUGGCGUUACCUGGGGGCUUUCACGAAACCGGUGACCUUUUCACACGUCUUAUUCCGAGGUUUUAAGUGGGGCUUUGCUGCAUUCGUGGCCGCUGUUGGUGUGGAGUAUGCCCUCACCGGCCCCCACAGGAAGUCCGAACACUAAUGCCAAGGUGUGACCAGACGGUCGAUGGAGCCGCAAAGGGACAUUGUCUUUACAUCCCCCUGUCGAGAUGCUUUUCAUUUAAGAAAAAAAAUAAACCUUUCACCCUUUUUGCUCCCUCCUGUCCAGUGUUCAUGGGAGAAGACAGACCCCUUGUUACAUCUGCGCCAGACUUUACAUGGCGGAUGUACAGAAUGUGUAAUUUUAGUGUAAUAAAUAUUAACAACUCAA
Molecule: messenger RNA, 599 nt
Organism: Brienomyrus brachyistius
Lineage: Eukaryota; Metazoa; Chordata; Actinopteri; Osteoglossiformes; Mormyridae
Gene: ndufb3
Product: NADH:ubiquinone oxidoreductase subunit B3
Exons: 3
Coding region: 90-371 (93 amino acids)
Biological process (GO): electron transport chain; mitochondrial respiratory chain complex I assembly
Cellular component (GO): mitochondrion
Source: RefSeq, a predicted model, not a curated record